This is a messenger RNA of Helianthus annuus (common sunflower), 963 nucleotides long. RefSeq names its product gelsolin-related protein of 125 kDa-like. The transcript is spliced from 2 exons. The record is from RefSeq and is a predicted model, not a curated record. NCBI's taxonomy places the organism in Eukaryota, Viridiplantae, Streptophyta, Magnoliopsida, Asterales, Asteraceae. Bases 1 to 963 code for a protein of 320 amino acids.
AUGCAAAAAGAAUACGAUAAGGCUAGGAGGUUUGGUAGAUGGGACAAGAAAAGAGAAUGCUACGUCAACCACAAAGGAGAUCCAGUUCUUGAUUCAAGCAAAGUGGUUUAUAAUGAUGUACUUGCAGUCAUACCUCUGUCCAGCGAAUAUUAUUCUAAGAUAGAAGCAGAUAAAGAUUAUCUCAAAAAGCUGGAUAGGAUAAUCAGAGAUGUAAUGAAAGUAAGUUUGAAGAAGAGAGAUGAAGAAAGAAUGAAGAACAGUGUUGAGAAGCUGGUGGAUGAGUUGAAAAAGAUUGCAGAGGAAGGCAGUGAUGAACAGAAGUAUGAAGAGGUAAAGAAAGAAGAAGGAACUGGUGAAGAGAAACAGGAGAAAGUUGAAGAGAAGCUGGAGAAGCAGGUUAGUGAAGUUGUUGCUGUAGAACAGCAGGAGAAGGAAGAAGAUCAGAAGCAGACAGCAAAAGAAGCCGAGGUGCCAACUAUUGAGGUAAUAACUAAACCUGAAUCUUCUGACAUAUUAGAUAAAAAUGUUGAACAGUUUUUGGAAAAAGAAAAUGAGAUUUUUAAACAAAAGUGUUCAGCAAUGACAGAAAAAUGUGUUCAAAAAGAAAAUGUGGUUCAUGAAAUGAAAAAGGAAUAUGAAUCAAUAAAAUUGGCUUAUUAUAUUACAAAAGAAUCAUAUGAGGCAGUGAAAAGCCAAAUGAAACUUGUUCAAUCUAGAUUGUCACAGUGUUCUGAAACGUCACAAACGCUUAAACAACAGUUUGAAAUAAAACAACAAGUUGUAAAUUCAUAUAUUGAAGAAGUUGUUGAGCUUAAACGUAAAAUGGCUGAUUUAGAACAAGAUAAUAACAACUUGCAUAGUUAUCACACUUCAUCAUAUGUUCUUGAACGUAUUUUCAACAUAAAACCGGAUGAUAAAGAUUCUGAAAGAAACAAGAAAGGAAUUGGUUCAGAAUAUCAUUAG